Messenger RNA from Alternaria ethzedia, 945 nucleotides. RefSeq lists its product as uncharacterized. The coding region runs from base 1 to 945 and encodes 314 amino acids. The transcript has 2 exons. NCBI's taxonomy places the organism in Eukaryota, Fungi, Ascomycota, Dothideomycetes, Pleosporales, Pleosporaceae. The record is from RefSeq and is a predicted model, not a curated record.
AUGGCACAGCUCACGAGACCCAACCCAGAUCCAUUCUAUGAGGGCAAUCCUUCUGAUAGCUACGAUGACCCUCAAGAGGAAGAGUACCACGACUACCUUAGAGAUGCAAGCGCAUGGCUAGAAGAUUACCGCGGGCGUGCAGAAUUCCUGGCUUAUUCACCGAAGCUAACAGGCAAAUUUAAAUUCGCCACCGGAACAGAGUGCGAUACGUUCAGCGCAGCUGACCGCAGCCUCUCCAACAUUCUCGCCCGCCUUCCAGCCGAGGUCGACGAACGGAUUAUGAUCCAAGAAGGCCCAUGUUGCCGUGCGUUCUUCCAGAAAAUACGGGAUCGUUUACCGAAGGAGCUUCGUGAAAUGGUCUUUGAGAAUAUUUUCCAGGGCACGCACGUCUUGUUAGAAGCGAACAAACCCGAAGCCGAGAACUCCGACGACAUUCCGGACUGUGUAAAGCAAGACAUGGGAAGACAUUAUCCUUACAGCUACCUACUCAAGCCAGGAUAUAUACACGACCAUGAAGUAAGGACUGAGCUCAUCGAAGCAUGGUUCCGGACAUCAUACUUCAUUGUCACGGAUGCCGCACUCAUUCGCCCCUCUCUGGAGAGAUAUCCAUGGAGCGCUGGCAUUGAUCCAGUCGAACUUAUCAGACGAGUGCAAUUAAAGACAAAACCCCUGGAAGCCCCCUUGAUGCGCGAGGCUGUAAGCAAAGAGUUGGAGCUCCUUGAAUGUCUCAAGCCAGGCACAACCAUCAUCAUCAUCGUGAAAAGAUUCCCUGAAAGGAGUCAUGAUCCGAAUGAAGAUUUAUAUCGCGCUGAAUCUUUAUACCCGGUAGCAUUGCGUAUGAGGGGUAUGGGGUAUAAGAUGAUAGUUCGACCGUACAUGAAUGAUCAGAGAGUGGUGGAGCGGGGGAACCGCUGGGUGGAGGCAUGGUUGAGGGCGAAUGAGUGA